Molecule: messenger RNA, 576 nt
Organism: Candida dubliniensis CD36
Lineage: Eukaryota; Fungi; Ascomycota; Pichiomycetes; Serinales; Debaryomycetaceae
Gene: PHO88
Product: Pho88p
Exons: 1
Coding region: 1-576 (191 amino acids)
Biological process (GO): protein targeting to ER
Cellular component (GO): mitochondrion; endoplasmic reticulum
Source: RefSeq, a predicted model, not a curated record
AUGAAUCCUGCUGUUUCCAAUAUCGUCAUCAUGCUUGUUUUGAUGCAAGUAGCCAAAAAAUUAGAUUUUGAAGAUCCAACUGUUUUGUUCUACACCAGAGCCGCUUAUAUUGGAUGUCAAGUUUUAACAUUUUUGAUUUACUUCUUGGUUAGAUACAAGAUUAAUGCCAAGAAUGACUUGACCACUUUAAAAUACGUUGAACCAGCUAACCCAAUGUCUGGUCAAACCGAACCAAGAGCUGUUGUCACCACUGUUAAGGAAUACGAUUUACAACAAGUCAACCAACAAAUUAAAGGUAUAUUUACAGGAUUAGCCAUGAUGGGAUUUAUGCAUUUAUACAUGAAAUAUACCAACCCAUUGUUUAUGCAAAGUAUUUCAUCUUUGAAAAGUGCCUUGGAAUCAAACAUUGUCAAAAUUUAUUUAUUUGGUGUUCCAGCUUCUGGUGAUUUGAAAAGACCAUUCAAAUCAGCUCCAGGAUUCUUAGAAGCAUUAACUGGUGCUGGUGGUGUUCAAACCGAUAAAGCCUCUGUUGAAAGCGCUGAAACCGCUGGUGCUGGUGGUAUUAAACAAGAUUAG